GGUUACCGUAUUCUUAAUAGUGACUCGGCUGGUUUAUUUACGUUUGAUUUUUCUUAAAUUUUAAAUUAAAAUAAUGCCGCACGGACACUCACAUGAUCAUGGCGAAUGCAGUCAUGAGGCCUCGGAUGUGGAUCAUGCUUUGGAAAUGGGCAUCGAGUACAGUCUGUACACGAAAAUCGACCUAGACAACACAGAGUGCUUGAACGAGGAGACGGAUGGCCAAGGAAAAGGUGUCUUUAAGCCUUAUGAGAAGCGCCGGGAUCUCUCGAAAUAUGUGCAGAGCGAUGCGGACGAGGAGCUUUUGUUCAAUAUUCCCUUCACCGGCAACGUUAAGCUCAAAGGAAUCAUCAUAAGUGGCGCCAACGAUGAAUCUCAUCCGAAUAUGGUCAAAAUCUUUAAGAACCGACCCAAGAUGACCUUCGACGAUGCCAAAGCUAAACCAGAUCAAGAAUUCCAGUUAACCCGCGAUGCCCGUGGAGAAAUUGAGUACUCACCCAAAGUGGUUACCUUUUCCUCCGUGCAUCACCUCUCACUAUACUUCCCCAGCAACUUUGGAGAUGACAAUACACGCAUUUACUAUAUCGGCCUUCGAGGAGAGUUCACAGAAGCUCAUUAUCAUGGUGUAACCAUUUGUAAUUACGAAGCUCGUGCCAAUGCCGCAGAUCACAAGGAGAAGGCUUUUGAUGGAGUAGGCAGAGCCAUCCAAUAAAUCCCUUAAAGCUUGUAAAGAUUUAAAAUUGAGUAUCUCUGUUAUGUAUAUUUUGUGAUCUUUUAAGGCAAGAAAAUGUUUGUAUUCCCUUAAAA
Molecule: messenger RNA, 804 nt
Organism: Drosophila eugracilis
Lineage: Eukaryota; Metazoa; Arthropoda; Insecta; Diptera; Drosophilidae
Product: PITH domain-containing protein CG6153
Exons: 3
Coding region: 74-709 (211 amino acids)
Cellular component (GO): nucleus
Source: RefSeq, a predicted model, not a curated record